AUGAGGCACAAUGGAGAAUGGGUGGCGGGUGAAGAGGAAGUUGCAGAUGAGGUUAAUGAGAUACAGAUGGACAAAACGGAAGAAGUUGUUCUAGAGUCGGCUCUAGGUGAGGAAGAGGUGAUGAUUGAGGUUCGUGAAGAUGGCAAAACGAAUUUUAAGUUAUCGGAUGGUUUUAAAAAAAAGGCCUGGAAGCCAUGGAAACAAUCCCUUAUCGUAAAACUGCCGGGAAAGAAAUUGUCUAUAAGCUUUAUGAAAAGGAGGUUGGAGAAUAUGUGGGAAAGAGAUGGGAAGAUCCAUGUUACAGAUAACGAAAAUGAUUUUUUCUUGGUCCGAUUUGAAAAUAAAUCUGAUAUGGAGCAUGCUUUAACAACAUGUCCUUGGAUCAUCUUUGAUCACUAUCUUGUUGUAAGAUCAUGGGAACCUGAUUUUAAUGCUUAUCAAGCUUCCAGCAAUAAAAUCAUAGCUUGGGUCAGACUUCCAGGAUUUCCCUUAGAGUACGUUAAUUCUUCUUCGUUGAAAAGGGUAGGCGAUUGGCUUGGAAAAUUUAUCUGUUUGGAUGCUGCAACGACAAACCUAGCUAGAGGUAAGUUCGCUCGAAUUUGUUUAGAACUUGAUCUUAGUCAACCUUUAAAGGCAGAAUAUAUGAUAGAGAAUCGUUACAAGAAGGUGGAAUAUGAGGGUUUGCACCUUAUUUGCUAUACAUGUGGGAAGUACGGGCAUAGGUCUGAGAGUUGUCCUAGUAUUAUCCCAAGUUUUGCUGAUAAGGAUGCUAAAGGGGAUAAUCCAUGCAGAGAAAUUGUCCCUGUUCAAGACCAUACUAUAAUUGAUCUAAAGGAGGAGAAAUAA
Gastrolobium bilobum is the source of this 846-nucleotide messenger RNA. RefSeq lists its product as uncharacterized. The record is from RefSeq and is a predicted model, not a curated record. The transcript has a single exon. Lineage: Eukaryota; Viridiplantae; Streptophyta; Magnoliopsida; Fabales; Fabaceae. Gene Ontology annotation, molecular function: nucleic acid binding; zinc ion binding. The coding region runs from base 1 to 846 and encodes 281 amino acids.